UUCGACAAGACAGAGAGCGGGAAACUAGCCAUCGUUAUCUGUGUGGGAUCCAUUGUUCCAUCCAGACUAAUCCGCUCGUUUCUGAUCGCUCUAGGACCAUCAAAUCUCGCAAAGAUGUCGGAUGAGAAGCAUGAUGAGGUGACCCCCUCCAGCCCAGACAUCCACUUUGAGCCCAUUGUGAAGCUGCAUGCCGUGGAGAUUAAGACAUUGGAAGAGGAGGAGGAAGUGCUCUUCACAAUGAGAGCAAAACUGUUCAGAUAUGCCUCUGAAGCAGACCCUGCAGAGUGGAAGGAGAGAGGAGUCGGAGACGUGAAGAUUCUACAGCACAAGACAGAGAAGGGGAAGAUCAGAGUUCUCAUGAGGAGAGACAAAACCCUCAAGAUCUGUGCCAACCACUACAUCACGCCUUACAUGGAGCUCAAACCCAACUGUGGUAGCGACCGUGCCUGGGUCUGGAGUGUGACGGCUGACUUCGCAGACGAGGAACCCAAAGCUGAGUUGUUAGCCAUCAGAUUUGCUAAUGCAGAAAAUGCAUCCAAGUUCAAGAGUCAAUUUGAGGAAGCUAGAGACUUUUUGAAAGAGAGACUGGAAAUAAAAGCAGAGGAAAAGGCAGACAGUGGUACGGAGUCGGGAAAAGAUGAGGAAGAUUCUGACGAAGUUGCAGAGAAGCUUGGAGAACUUACCGUCUCUGGAGAGAAAUCUGGAGAGGAGAAGGCAGAGACAGAAGGAACAGAGAAAGAAGAAAAGAAGACAGAAGAAACAGACAAAGAAAAGGAGGGGGAGGAAAAGAAGGAAUGAAUACCUACACCACUUUGCUAAUUUAAGGUGUUUUAAAUUCAUAAAUUAAGAUUGCUCUUGUUCACUUCCACAUUUAAUCAGUCUCAGAAAUUACUGGUUUUCAGCUUGAAGGGCUCAGGACUAACUUGUAAGUGUUCUGAUGGAAAAUUUUUACAAGAUGAAAAUGAAUGCAGCUCAAUUUUUUAUGUUGAAUUGAGGGUAACAAGUAUGUACAUUCAAGCGCAUCACUUUUGUCCAGAGGUGCAGUCUACAGAAAAUUAAUGAUCAAACAAAUCAGUAUAAAUAACUGGAAAAAAAGUGUUAGAAAAUCUUGAACACCUUUUAAAAUGUGUCGCUGCUCCAUUUACUAUUAGUGGAAAUGUGAAAAUAUAGUCUCAAUUGCAGCAUCUUUCAAAGAAAGCUUCAGAUCGCACAACUUUGUGAAAUUUGAAAGUAUUGUAGACAUGCAAGAGGCUUGAAAUUGCACAUUUUUGAACAAGAGAACUAGAUAGAUUCUUUCAAUAAUUGUGAACAUACAGUAUGUUAAGCCUGAAACUUAGUUGAAGCAGCACUGUAAGUUUUGGACUGUCUUAGUGGUCAUUGAAUUUAUGUCAACUUGCAUUGGCUAGCUGUUUGUAUCAUAGAAAACUUUGUAAAUUGUCAAGUUGCUACAUAAUUCCAUAUUCCAUUGAGACAAUUGAACAUUGUUUUAUUGAGCGAAAAUCUAGAAUUGCCUUUGAGGGCUCUUGCUCUCGCAUUCAUGUAUCCUUGCAUGUAUUCUUGCACAUGUAUACAACAUGUUUUGGUAUAAUGAGACAAACUCACGUUAAAAACUAGUGAGAUGUAUUGUAAAAAAGUUCUCACCAUUUAAAUGUGGCUUGUAGUGAGCCAUUAUAUAGCAUAGAUAUGAAAAAAAAAAGUUUUUGUAUUCCUAGUGCCUGUGGAAAUAUUCUUAGAGCAGCAAGAUGUAACAAUUUAUCAGAACAUGUUAUAUACAGCUGGCACAUUUAGACUUAAAUGUACUUGCUUAAGUCAUAUACUAGUAUCUAGCUAGCUCAGCGAUAUCUGUAUCUAUUGGACUGAACUUGCAUUAACUAGACGUAAGUUUCGAAAAAGAAAUUAUUGAAAAGAAAGUGCAAAUCUACCUCCAAAUUGUCCAUUUAUUUGGUACGAGACCACACCAAUUCAAUUCCUUGAUUCUUGGAUUUUUGCUUGAUAAUGAAUAGCAACAGGCUGGAAGAAUGAACCUGAAAAAAUGAUGAAACAGGCAAUCUGUGAUACACCAAAAUUCCACCACAGGAGCCUCAAAGUAAACAGGCUGGCAAAUCCAAGAGCCAAGAACUUAAAUCAGUGUGGUCUGACUCAGAAGUAAGAUUCAGUCAGGAGCAGAGCUGUGACAUAUAGAAAGUGCAGAGUACUGUAAAAACCUAACAAUUUCGAUACUUUGUAAAUAUGUUAGCCAUAGAGAAGCCAUUUGGAUUUGGUCACAAUGUGCUGUAUUACUCAAAAGGUGUAAAAAAAA
Branchiostoma belcheri (Belcher's lancelet) is the source of this 2299-nucleotide messenger RNA. RefSeq names its product ran-specific GTPase-activating protein-like. Gene Ontology annotation, biological process: nucleocytoplasmic transport. Gene Ontology annotation, cellular component: cytoplasm; nuclear pore. The record is from RefSeq and is a predicted model, not a curated record. The transcript has 6 exons. Gene Ontology annotation, molecular function: GTPase activator activity. NCBI's taxonomy places the organism in Eukaryota, Metazoa, Chordata, Leptocardii, Amphioxiformes, Branchiostomatidae. The coding region runs from base 115 to 798 and encodes 227 amino acids.